UCUGAGCACUUUAGUCCUAAUUGGUCUUCCAUUGGUGUCACUUUACUUUCAAUUUGCAGUUUCUGCAGGAACUGGAAUCCCCCUGGGAGGAAAAUGUACAACUAAUGCAAGCUGUUCGGCAAAUACUACGAAUACAGGCUGCAAAGACAAAACAUGUCAGUGCACAUCAAUGUUUUACAGGCAAACCAAUAAGUGUGUAGACAAAAUUGCGGUGGGUUUACCCUGUAAUGUCAACAAACAGUGUGCAGAUGUCAACGCUGAUUGCAAAGGAAAUUGUACAUGCAAGAAGUCUUUUUAUCCAGACACCACCUGUAAACCUCGCAUCCAACCAAAUCAUGCAUGCGGUAAUACAACUCCAAAGAAUGCCAGCUGCAUAGAUCAUGCAUAUUGUAAUUCGACCACUUUUUGUGUAUGUGAUAAAGGAUACAAAGGACCUAGCUGUAGUUCUGCUAUGACAAUGGCUGCAGUGGAGAUAUCAACCAUUUUCCUGUGCUUUUUGAUGGCAUACUUUGAAGUUGUAAAAUAGCUGAUAAGCCUAGAUAAUGCCAGAUAACACUACUUUAAUGUAAUGAAUGGCUCUGAGUGUGCGAGUUGUAGAUAGUUGCAUAGUUUAGUAACCAUUGUAAUAGACAACGAAUUAAAACACUGAAAAAAUGUUAUGACAGUCUGUGAUAAAAAAAAACCAGUAUUAACAAUUAGUUUUAUUAGUAAACAGGGGAUUAAUAACGAGGUUAUCGUACCAGGCAAACAGCACAUGGCACAUAGUUUAUCGCCAGGAUUUUUGAAUUAUCACUUAAUUGCGUUUCGUCAAGUGAAAACCAUGCUGAAAAACUUGUACCUGAUUUAUU
Messenger RNA from Mytilus trossulus (common blue mussel), 848 nucleotides. Its product is annotated as EGF-like domain-containing protein comC. The record is from RefSeq and is a predicted model, not a curated record. NCBI's taxonomy places the organism in Eukaryota, Metazoa, Mollusca, Bivalvia, Mytilida, Mytilidae. The transcript is spliced from 5 exons. Bases 170 to 526 code for a protein of 118 amino acids.